AUGUUCAAUAUGUUUAAAAAGAAAGAACAGACCUAAUAAUAAACAGCCCCUCCACCAUUACCUAUUCAAUAACAAUAAUAAAUUCAAUAAUAGCCUCCUAAUGCUCCUACUCAAUAACCAGCUACAAAAGGAUCAAUGUUUAAAGGAAGUCUUAAGGUAAAAGCACAGCCUCUUUAAACCUAAGAAAUCCAAUAAUAACAACCCUUGCCUCAAACAUAGUAAACUUAAUUAGUUUAAACUUAAUCCAAUUCAGAUAUUAUAUCCCCAGAAAGUGAUGCUUAUAAGUAAUAAUAUAAUUAAGUGGAAACACCUACUCCAUAAGAUGAAUCAAAUCUCGAGCAAAAAAUAGAAGUUAAAAUAAAUGUUGAAGAGGUCAAAAAAAAACCAACAGGCUUUGGUUUCUUAAAAAAAAAAUAACCUGAACAACCAAUUCAUACAGAUGAAUCUUUAUAAGAAUAAGUGGAAAGUUAAAUUAUUUAUGGAAUUCAAGUUAAAUAAAAUCAAGUUCAAGAAGUCAAUAAAUAAUAGGAUUACAAUCAUGAGUAGUAAUCUUAAUUAUAAAAUAACUCACCUAUUUAACUUAAAGAGUAGAGUACUUAUGAUGAUUCAAAUAAAUAACUUUAAUAAUAAAUUGAUUAUAAUGAAAAAGAAAUUGAAUAAUAAUAUUAAUUAUAAUAAUAAUAAUUAUAACAAUAAUAGUAAUACUAAUAAUAAUUAUAAUAUCAAUAAUAAAAAUAAUAUUAACAAGAAUCAAAAUUGCUUUAAUCUACUUCACCACUAAAGAAUAGUUUAAUGAAUAAAAAUUAAAUCAAUUAGAAUUAAAUUAAUUCUCAACUUGAUAAUUCUUAUGUGAAAUAACAUUAAAUGAUAAUGGAAGAGUUGGAAUACUUUUAGAGUGAAGUUAAUUAAAAGAAGGCUCAAAUUUAUAUUUCUCAAUAAGAAAUAGAAAAACGCAUUACGUCUUAUUAAUAACAAUUAUAAGAUUGUAAUAGUCAUCUUACUCAACUCUCUAUAGAAUAGUAGGUUUGUGUACAAUAGGAAUAGUUUGAAAGAGCUGAGGAAAUAGAAUAAUCUUUAAAAUAAAUUUAAGAAAGAAUUACACAAAUAGAUAAUCUAAUUAAAUAAGAAGAAUAAUAGUAUACUAAAUUGUAGGAUGAAAAAGAAAAUAUAAGAGGAGAAGAAUAUCCUUUCUAUUAAGAAACCGAAUAAAAACUUGAAGAAAUUGAACGAUUACAUAUCAAGUAUAGUGAUUAAUAUAGGUUUGAAGGGUAAAAUUAAAUUAAGAAAUUAUAGUAGCAUAUAGAAGAAGAAAAUGAGAGAGUUAAAAUCUAAUAAAUACAUACUGAAAUUGACAGUAAACAUUUAGAUGAAGAAGAAUAACAUCUAAAUUAAAUAAUGGAUAAUCAAACUAAAGAAUAUAGAAUAGAAUAAGAUUAAUUAAUUAGUAAGAAAUCAAAUUUAGAAUCCGAAAUUGCUGAAUUGUAAUAGUUAUUAAAUCAAAAAAAAAAUGAAUUAUAAAAAGUAAAUAUUGAUUUACUUUCAACGAAAGAAAAAAUCUAAUCAGUCUAAUAAAAAUUUAAUCUUCAACUUGGUAAAGUCUAAAAUAAGAGGACAAAACUUAAUGAUGAACUAAGUAGUUUAGCUACUGAAAGAGCUUAGAUUGAGACACUUGAAGGAGAUAGUCUUAGAAAAUAAAAUGAAUAUAAGAAUAAACUAUAAUUUUUAGCAUAAUAGUUAGAAGCUAUAAAAUAUAAAAGAAAUGAACUUAUUAAAAAAGCAAAUUUAGUACCUGAAUAAUGUCAAUAAGAAUUGGAUGUAACUUUUAAAUAUUAAGAGGCUAAGAAAGCUAGCCUAGAAGCAUUAAAAGAAUUAGCAUAAGUUUAAAGGUAAAUUGAUGAAUUGAAUUAUAAGAGGAAUAUGGGAUAAACAUAAUUACAUGAAAUUCUAAAUAAAAAAAGUGAGUUAUAAAAAUAAUUACCUAAAAUGAUUGAUGAUAAAGCUUUACUAGUAUAAAAUAAAAACUUUAAAGGUGCUGCUUAAAUUAAUGAAUAAAUAAAAGAAGUAUAGAGACAAAUUACUUUAUAUGAAGAGAAGAUUUCAGAAAAUUAAAAUAUAGAAACUUAAAUUAUAAAAGAUAUAGAUAAAAUAGAAGACUCUUUUUUGACUAGACAACAUCAAUAUUAACAAUUAUAAUAGAAUACAGAAAUAUGUAGAUAUUUUGUAUUAGAAUUGAAAUUACAAGAGAUUCAACAAAUAGAUUACUUUGGAUUAUCUCAAUUAACAUAAGAUGUAUUUUCAUAUAUUUAUUAAAUUUUAGAUUAAGAAUGAAUUAGGUCAAUUAUUUAAUAAAUAUUAGGAUUUGAUUUAUGCAAAUAGGAAAGUAUCUACAGAUAAUUUAGAUUAGAUUUAAGAUCAUUAAGAAGAAGUUAAUAAUUAAUUUAUUGAAAAUGAAUAAGAAUAAUCAUAAGAAUAAAAUAAUCAUGAAGAACAAAUUGAAUAAGUUAUUAACUCAAAUUAAAACGAAUAAAUAUAAGAAUAAGAAAUUGUAGUUGAAAUGAGUGAAGAAUAAAAAUAAAGUUACAUAGAAGGGCAGAAGUAUCAUUAUUAUGAACUUUAAUAAUAGAUAAAGUAAUUAGAAGAAUAAGUGUAAGAUUAUGCUUAAGUAAUUGAUUGUAUUAAUUUAAGAAAGAGCAAUAUGAGGAAGCUGAUUAAAUUCAAUAGGAAGUAGAUAGAUUGACAAGUUAAGCAAAUACAAUAUAAUUAGAACUUUAAUAGAAAUUCAAUGUUGAUAGUUUGAUGGUAGAAUAGGAAUAGAAUUGAU
Messenger RNA from Paramecium sonneborni, 2821 nucleotides. Lineage: Eukaryota; Ciliophora; Oligohymenophorea; Peniculida; Parameciidae. The record is from the annotation of a GenBank genome assembly.